AAUAAAUAGCAUAUGGUUGACAAUGGUGUCCCAAUGUCAUCCUUGGUCGGAGGGAGCAGGGCAGGUGUCCUAUGCGGGACUCCUGGGCCCUCUCUGGGGGCCCCUGGCCCUCUCCGGGGCGGGUCUGCCGAGGCGGAGCUACGGGGCCUCCUUAUCUCCAGAGCCAGCCCUGGCUGCCUGGCGCCAGGCCCCUCCUUGGGGUCUCUUUGCCAUGGGGUCUCUGCUUCUCCUGUCGCUGCCCUUUUUGCUAGUGACCGCCUACCCUGUAGGUGGGAGCGCGUGGAGGCGCCAGGGUAAGAUGUCGCAAAGCCUCAGCCCCAGCUCUCCCGCUCCCUUGAGAGCCUCAGUGCCGUUCUUGGUGCGUCUAAACCCGGAGCUGGUGGCAGUGGCCCCCGGGCACUCGGUGUGGCUGAACUGCAGCACUAGCUGCCCCCUGCCGGCGAACUCCAGCCUUUUCACUCAGCUGCGGCACCGCCACACGGUCACCGGGCCGGGCUGGGUAUCCUACGAGCUGGUGAAUGUGACGGCCUGGAGCUCCAUUGUGCGCUGCUUCGUCACCUGCGCGGGAGAAACGCGCCAGGCCACCGCCAGGAUCAGCGCUUACAAGCGCCCGCGCAGUGUGACUCUGGAGCCACCCGUCCUCGCGGGCGGCCGGUACACUCUGCGCUGCCACGUGACGCACGUGUUCCCCGUGGGCUUCCUGGUGGUGACCCUGAGGCACGGCAGCCGGAUCAUCUAUUUUGAAAGCCUGGAGCGCUUCAAAGACCUAGAUCCGGCCAAUGUGACGCUGACCUACACGUUUCGCGCCAGGACCAGCGACCUCCGGCAGCCCGUGACCUGCCACGCGCGCCUCACUCUCGACGGCCUGGUGGUGCGCAGCAGCUCGGCGCCCGUCAUCUUGACAGCCCUGGGUGAGGCACUCUGUGACCCUGGGAACUUGGUGUUCCUCUAG
This is a messenger RNA of Heterocephalus glaber (naked mole-rat), 952 nucleotides long. It is a transcript of the gene Icam4, whose product is annotated as intercellular adhesion molecule 4 (Landsteiner-Wiener blood group). Lineage: Eukaryota; Metazoa; Chordata; Mammalia; Rodentia; Bathyergidae. The record is from RefSeq and is a predicted model, not a curated record. Gene Ontology annotation, biological process: cell-cell adhesion. Gene Ontology annotation, cellular component: plasma membrane. Gene Ontology annotation, molecular function: integrin binding.